AUGUCAAAGACUAACAUUCCAAUCGCUGCAAUCCUUUUACUUAGUUUUAUGGUUAUUACUUCGGUUGCUCGUCUGGACUCAGCCCUCCAAAGAAAGCUUACGGAGAUGGAAACAAAAUGUGAAACAGAGGAUUGUUUGGUGAAAUCGACAUCAGAUGCUCAUCUUGACUACAUCUAUACACAAUCACCUCCUCCAAAACUGCAUGAGGUUAAAGUAGAUAUGAAAAAAAAAUGUAAAACGGAAGAAUGUUUGAUGAAAAUGAAGUUGGAUGCUCACAUCGAUUACAUCUACACACAGAAGUCUUUUCCGCCGUCGCAUUUUAAGGAAGCACUCAUGAAGCUGCUGAAAUGUUUGAAAGACUGA
Eruca vesicaria subsp. sativa (arugula) is the source of this 363-nucleotide messenger RNA. NCBI's taxonomy places the organism in Eukaryota, Viridiplantae, Streptophyta, Magnoliopsida, Brassicales, Brassicaceae. The record is from the annotation of a GenBank genome assembly.